Galeopterus variegatus (Sunda flying lemur) is the source of this 2302-nucleotide messenger RNA. It is a transcript of the gene WNT10A, whose product is annotated as wingless-type MMTV integration site family, member 10A. Bases 391 to 1644 code for a protein of 417 amino acids. The record is from RefSeq and is a predicted model, not a curated record. Gene Ontology annotation, biological process: cell fate commitment; canonical Wnt signaling pathway; neuron differentiation. NCBI's taxonomy places the organism in Eukaryota, Metazoa, Chordata, Mammalia, Dermoptera, Cynocephalidae. Gene Ontology annotation, cellular component: extracellular region. Gene Ontology annotation, molecular function: frizzled binding; cytokine activity. The transcript is spliced from 4 exons.
GCACGCCCUCGGAAGCGCAGGCUCACGGCGCGGCGCUGGGGGGCUCCCCAGCACCCCAGCCCCUCGUCUCCAGCCCGCUGCACCUCCGGGCCCCCCUUACCCUCGAGAGGCACCGGGAGUUGUCGCAGGGGGGCCUCGGGAAAUUCCCCGGACCCCUGUGCCAGGAGGUGCCCGGUUUGCCCGCUCCCCACCCCCCCCGAGGGCGGUGCCCGGGGGCACUGCCCCAUGGAGCGGGGAGGCGGGCACCGUCUGCUCCGGGAGCCGUGACCCAAGUCGGAGCUGUGUGUCGCAGCCUCCCCGACCCCCGCCGACCAUGCGCCGCCGUCCCUGGCUCGCCAGUCCCACCGGGCUGUGAGCCCCCCACUCCUGGCCCGUCACGGCCCGCGCGCCAUGGGCAGCGCCCACCCUCGCCCCUGGCUGCGGCUCCGACCCCGGCCCCAGCCGCGGCCCCCGCUGUGGGCGCUCCUGUUCUUCCUACUGCUGCUGGCUGCCGCCGUGCCCAGGUCGGCACCCAACGACAUCCUGGGCCUCCGCCUCCCUCCAGAGCCCGUGCUCAACGCCAAUACGGUGUGUCUGACAUUGCCCGGCCUGAGCCGGCGGCAGAUGGAGGUGUGCGUGCGUCACCCUGAUGUGGCCGCCUCAGCCAUCCAGGGCAUCCAGAUCGCCAUCCAUGAGUGCCAACACCAGUUCCGGGACCAGCGCUGGAACUGCUCUAGUCUUGAGACUCGCAACAAGAUCCCCUACGAGAGUCCCAUCUUCAGCAGAGGUUUCCGAGAGAGCGCUUUUGCCUAUGCCAUCGCGGCGGCAGGCGUGGUGCACGCCGUGUCCAACGCUUGCGCCCUGGGCAAACUGCGUGCAUGCGGCUGCGACGCUUCCCGGCGCGGGGACGAGGAGGCCUUCCGUAGGAAGCUGCAUCGCUUGCAGCUGGACGCGCUGCAGCGCGGUAAGGGCCUGAGCCACGGAGUCCCGGAACACCCGGCCCUGCCCCCUGCCAGCCCCGGCCUGCAGGACUCCUGGGAGUGGGGCGGCUGCAGCCCAGACGUGGGCUUCGGGGAGCGCUUCUCUAAGGACUUUCUGGACUCCCGGGAGCCUCACAGAGACAUCCACGCGCGCAUGAGGCUCCACAACAACCGAGUCGGGAGGCAGGCGGUGAUGGAGAACAUGCGGCGGAAGUGCAAAUGCCAUGGCACGUCAGGCAGCUGCCAGCUCAAGACGUGCUGGCAGGUGACGCCCGAGUUCCGCGCCGUAGGGGCUCUGCUGCGCAGCCGCUUCCACCGCGCCACGCUCAUCCGUCCGCACAACCGCAACGGCGGCCAGCUGGAGCCCGGCCCCGCCGGGGCACCCUCGCCCGCCCCCGGCGCUCCCGGACCGCGCCGCCGGGCCAGCCCCGCCGACCUGGUCUACUUCGAGAAGUCGCCCGACUUCUGCGAGCAUGAGCCGCGCCUGGACUCGGCGGGCACCGUGGGCCGCCUGUGCAACAAGAGCAGCACGGGCCCCGAUGGCUGCGGCAGCAUGUGCUGCGGCCGCGGCCACAACAUCCUGCGCCAGACGCGCAGUGAACGCUGCCACUGCCGCUUCCACUGGUGCUGCUUCGUGGUCUGCGAAGAGUGUCGCAUCACCGAGUGGGUCAGCGUCUGCAAGUGAGAGGCCCGGGGUCCCCUGGGCCGCGAGAAGGGAUCUCCUCCUUGAGCCUGGCCCUCUGUGGCUUGCGAUCUUGGCCCGGCAGCAUCUCCUCGGCUCCUGGGAGAGGAGGUUGGACGGCAUGAUUUUAUGGGAACCUCCCAGCUCUGAGGGUCUGCAAUCAGGACGCGGGGACAGUCCAGGCCUGUCUGAACCCCGCCAAUCACUUCUGUGGCCUGUAGGACUGAUUCCCCUCCCUGUCCCUGACCCAAGCUCAGACAGCUCAGCUGAUCUAGGACCUGCCCCGCACCCUAGGAUAAGUGUCAGCCAGGCAGCUUCUCAUCCUGUGUCCUUCAUCCUUUCAUCCCUUCCCCUGGAGUGGGAGGGAAUGAAUGGAAGCUGAUGGGCCCGGGGGGAACAGGAUUAAAAAGAAGAAAUGGACAUAAUUGAGCUGAAGUGAUUCUAUAAAGGCCCCAGAUAUUUUCUCCACUGGCCUCUGCCCCUUAUCAUUCCCCUCAUCGUUCAUUUAACAAAUAUUUAUUUUGCACUCUCCUCGUGGCACUCUUUGGGGGGAUGAGGGGCACUAGGUUUACAGACGUGAAUAAGACAGACACAGCACCUGCCUGCUCGGAGUUUACAUUCUUGCUGGGGAAGAUGGACAAUAAACAAGCAAAUACACAAA